AUGGCUUGUGAUGAUAUAGUUUCUACUAUUUUAUUACAAGAUUAUUUCAUAAUGAAAGUCUCCGGGGUUCAAUAUGUACUGGAUUUGGCUUUAGAUUUAGAGAGUCAAGUACGAGAUGAUAUUCAUCAUGAUUUGAAAUUAAGAUUAAGUACUAAAUCUUUAAUUCAAAUGAUUGAAACUAUCCGAUCCAAUUAUAAAAUUAAUAUUAUAGAAUCAUCAAUUACUUCAAUAGCAAAACCCACGGAUACAACAUUUGUGUACAUUUUAUGUGAAAAACUUAUAAAUUAUCAAACAUGGAGAAUUGAUGUUUUAGGAAUGGAAUAUUCUUUAAAAUCUAUCUUAGUUCCAUUGAUAGAUUUAUUCAUUAAUAAAUCAAUUACUUUUGAAUGUAAUUCAAAACAUUUAUUUGAAUUGGGGUUGACAAAUACUAAUAUCGAUUAUUUAUCUGUUAUUGAACAAUAUAGUAAUAUUAAGUCACAUUAUACAUAUUUCACAUCAUAUAAAACAUAUGUAUAUAAUAUCAAUUCAUUAGAUAAUGUUCAAAGUCUACUCAACAUAAAUUCCAUUGAAGAUUCAAUUGAUUCUGAACUAUUACUAAAUAAUAAGGAUAAGUAUCAAAUAGUACCCUUAGAAAAUGAUGAUAAUAAUAACAAUAACUACAAUGUUAAUUAUAAUACUAAUUGUAUUCAAUUUUCUCAACCAAAAAGAAUCAGGUCAUGUAUAACUCUUACUCAAAGAGAAGUUAGUUGCUUAAUAGGUAAACAAGGUACAAGACUUAAUUCAUUGCGACAAGAAUCAAAUUGUAUUAUAAAAGUAUUACCCCUUGAUAAUAAUUUAUCAACUACACUUACAAGUUCUGUUUCAAUUACAAAAGGGUUGGCAAGAAAAGAUACUCCACAAAAUGUUCUUGUUGUAGGUAAUGAAUCUGAUGUUAAAUUUGUUCUUAAAUCAAUUGAAACAAUCAUAAUUGAAUAUCGUCAUAGUGAUUCUAAAUUUAUUUGA
Scheffersomyces amazonensis is the source of this 1002-nucleotide messenger RNA. RefSeq lists its product as uncharacterized. Gene Ontology annotation, molecular function: RNA binding. The coding region runs from base 1 to 1002 and encodes 333 amino acids. NCBI's taxonomy places the organism in Eukaryota, Fungi, Ascomycota, Pichiomycetes, Serinales, Debaryomycetaceae. The transcript has a single exon. The record is from RefSeq and is a predicted model, not a curated record.